Messenger RNA from Arachis stenosperma, 601 nucleotides. RefSeq lists its product as uncharacterized. The transcript has a single exon. Bases 1 to 210 code for a protein of 69 amino acids. The record is from RefSeq and is a predicted model, not a curated record. Lineage: Eukaryota; Viridiplantae; Streptophyta; Magnoliopsida; Fabales; Fabaceae.
AUGGCUGGACUCUCAGGAUUUAGGAGCCUUUCUCCCAAAGCUAAGAAUUUGGUGGUUGCCGGGGGUUUGACAGCAUUUGUCUUCGGAACGUACUACUACACGAUGAGAGCUGUUGGAGGUACAGAUGAACUGCAAGUAGCAAUAGAUAAAUUUGAAGCAGAGAAGAGCAAGACAGCGGGUGAUGGUACUAGCAUGCCAUCAAAGGUCUAAUUUCUUUUUGCAAGAAAAACAGUAGUUUUCUCUCUGCUUUUACUACUUUGUGUUAACAUAAAGGCUUUAGUUGUUUUACAUGACAUGAAAAUGUUAAAAUGUGAUAUUGAACUCACUUGUUAUUAAGUUUCAUGUAUGAUAACUGAGUGGUAGGGUUAGUAUAGUAUAACUGAGAUUCUCUUGUUGGAUUGUGAAGAAUUUAUGAUGAAAAGCCAAGUUGGGGAUUAUGAUGCAUGUAAAAUAAACUUUGCCACUGCUUUCUAUUGUAUGAAGCUGGGGCAGAAUGGCAUUACAAGGUUAAGAUGAAAAAAAUAAAGCACAUUUUCUGUUUAUGAUUGUGUAGUGUUGCUGAAUAAGAUUGUGUGAUGGGUUAAACUCCAAAUUCUAUCGA